GCAUCUUCCUGGGUAAAAAAAAGUUCGAAACACAAAGCGACAACCGGGCGAGUUCAGCAAGACUCCCCACCCUAUCCGGGACAGAAGGAGAAGAUAUGUACAGUGGGGUCUGCAUCUGCCUGCUCCUGGCUGCGCUGUCCACAAGCUCCUUGGGGCAGCAGACUUCAGGGUCCCACAAUGCCAAUCCGGUGGCUACUGAUCUCGAGCAGAGCUUGCUGGAAAACCACCGGCAUGUCCGUACUCCAGGCUCUGGGAAAUCUAUCCAGCAGGUGGACGGCAACGUUGACCCAAAGGCUAACCUGGGUGCUCUACUGGCCAAAUAUCUCCAGCAAGCCCGAAGAGGUGCUUCUGGAAAGGUCUCUGUGAUGGGAUUGCAGAGUUUUGACCCGACACACAGAAUAAGAGACAGAGACUACAUGGGAUGGAUGGAUUUUGGACGCCGGAGUGCUGAAGAAUAUGAGUACUCUUCUUAGAGAGCUUCAAACUAUGCUUAAAAGAAAUGAAAAUCAAGUCCCAUUUCUGUAAAGGGCGGGGGAAAAAUUGUCAUCCUUUCCAAAUCAGUGUUUUAAAAGAAAACAUAUGUAUUUGAUGUAAAUUUGUCUGUAAAACUAUACAAUGCAAUAUAUAUUAUAUAAACAUAUGCAGAAUUUUCCAGGAAAAAAAUAUUAUCUUUCUCCUAUAGUUUCUUACCACUCAGUUGUAGACAUAUUAAAAAGUAUUUCAUUCA
Lacerta agilis (Sand lizard) is the source of this 727-nucleotide messenger RNA. RefSeq names its product cholecystokinin (gene CCK). The record is from RefSeq and is a predicted model, not a curated record. The transcript is spliced from 3 exons. Lineage: Eukaryota; Metazoa; Chordata; Lepidosauria; Squamata; Lacertidae. The coding region runs from base 96 to 473 and encodes 125 amino acids. Gene Ontology annotation, molecular function: neuropeptide hormone activity. Gene Ontology annotation, cellular component: axon; extracellular region. Gene Ontology annotation, biological process: digestion.